Molecule: messenger RNA, 7504 nt
Organism: Misgurnus anguillicaudatus (oriental weatherfish)
Lineage: Eukaryota; Metazoa; Chordata; Actinopteri; Cypriniformes; Cobitidae
Gene: pik3r2
Product: phosphoinositide-3-kinase, regulatory subunit 2 (beta)
Biological process (GO): phosphatidylinositol phosphate biosynthetic process; insulin receptor signaling pathway
Cellular component (GO): phosphatidylinositol 3-kinase complex
Molecular function (GO): protein binding; 1-phosphatidylinositol-3-kinase regulator activity
Source: RefSeq, a predicted model, not a curated record
UUUUCCGUCCCGAUUUCUGUAGUUCUCACGCAGUCCUGCUCGCGAGCCGUGCGCUGGAAAAUGGCAGUUCGUCAAGUUGAAAAGAUUAGUGCGGAAUGAAAAGGAAAAAGAAAGCAGCACUGUAGUUUAAAGAGGGAGCAGAUGGGAGUUAAAAACGCGAGGUCAGCCUAGAGUUAAGAGCGCACACGCGAUCCGAAGGAAAAUCCGCCGAGGCUUAGCAACGACUCGCCACUGUCAUCGCAUUACUCUGGGAGGAGGAAUGUUGAACGACCGGCUACCAGACAACACCAGUCGAUAAACUCAAAUACUUUAUUCAUUUUCCUGCACCUGAUUGAGCAUGUUGCCGACUCAUUCCCUCUGUUCCAUCAUUUGGUUGAACCGUGGGCUCAAGUCAAGAAAAAUUCGCUGUUUGGCUAACACCGGUCAGGUCUAAGCUGCAACACUAAGCUUCCCACCGCAUGGGCCCACACUGUAGGACAUGCUUAUAAUCUCCAGUCAAUAGUCCUUUAACAAAACGUCCCUCGGUCCAGUUUCAUCCCAAAACUCUUCUGCCUGGGGUGACUUUCAUUUCAUACUCUGAAAAUGGCUGCCGAUGGCUUCCAGUACAGAUCCAUGUACGCCUACCAUAAAGACUGGGAGGAUGUUCUUGACCUUGAACCUGGGGAUAUUCUGACUGUCGAGAAGGUGACUCUAAUGUCACGCGGCGUCAAGGAGGGAGACGAGGAGCACCCAGAAUGCCUUGGCUGGAUCUUGGGUUAUAAUGAGCGAACAAAACAGAGAGGAGACUUUCCAGGGACGUACGUGCAGUAUGUUGGAACUGUGAAAAUGUCAGUGUCGUCCUCCCAGCCUCGUUCUCAGAGACCACUUCCUGCUGUUCCCAGACCUGAGCCAACAGCCUCAGCACAGGCUGUUCCAGCCCCAGACUUGACCAAACAGUGUACACAGCCGGAAACCGUUCCCCCUGAUCUUGUUAAGUUGGUUGAGGCAAUUGAGCUGACAGGUCUGGAUUCUAAGAUACUGUACAGGACGUCCUGUUCCUCAGCCUCUGACAGUCAAAGACAGAGUGUUGCCGAACUGCAGGAGCUGGACGUGGGACAGUGGGACGUUCAUGCGCUCUCGGAAGCUCUCAUACAAUACCUGCGGGAACUUCCUGCCCCCAUCAUCCCUCCCUCCGUUUAUACAGACCUUCAGACAGCAGUGCAAGUAGAAUCGGAUGUUCCUUCAAUGAGGAGACGAGAGCAGCUGUUGCAAGCACUGGAGAACCCUGCAGUUCCACUACAGAACCUCCUGACGCUCCAUUAUUUACUCAAGCAUCUGGAGAAGGUCUUGCAGUGUGCCGAGCAGAACGGUCUAGACAUUCACACACUCGGCCAAACCUUUGGCCCUCUCCUGAUCAGGGGUCCUGUGAGCGGGUCAGAGGAAGAUGAGGAGUUUCCUGCAGUUGUCGUUGAGAAACUUCUUUUGGAGAGAAUUUGGGAACAAGAGCCAACACCUCCUGCUCUCCCUCCUAAACCUCCCAAAGCCAAGAUCAUGGCCUCAUCUGUUACCAAUGGAAACGGCUUAUUGAGUGAAGCCGAAUGGUACUGGGGAGACAUUUCCAGAGAGGAGGUGAAUGACAAAAUGAGAGACACAGCUGAUGGUACGUUUUUGGUGCGGGACGCAUCAAGCAGAGUUCAAGGAGAGUACACCUUGACCCUCAGGAAAGGAGGAAAUAACAAACUGAUCAAGGUUUUUCACCGUGGGGGGAAGUAUGGCUUUUCCGAACCUCUUACAUUUCUCUCUGUGGUGGAGCUGAUCAACCACUACCGUCAUGAGUCACUGACUCAGUACAAUGCCAAGCUGGACACUCGCCUGCUCUUCCCUGUGUCUAAAUAUCAGCAGGAUCAGGUGGUGAAAGAGGACAGUAUUGAGGCGGUAGGUGAGCAACUGAGGGUGUAUAACAAGCAGUAUGAUGAGAAGAGUCAAGAGUAUGACGCACUGUAUGAAAGAUAUACACGUUCAUCGCAAGAACUCCAGAUGAAACGAACAGCCAUCGAGGCUUUUAAUGAGACCAUCAAGAUUUUUGAUGAGCAGUGCGAGACCCAGGAGCGCCUCGGUCGAGAAAGCAUCGAGAAGUUACGCAGAGAAGGCAACGACAGGGAGAUCGAAAGAAUUCAGAGCAACUUUGAAAAGUUGAAGUCCAGAGUGAUAGAGAUACAUGACAGUAAGAGAAAGUUGGAACUGGACCUGAAGCAGCAAGCCACGGAAAAUCGCGAGAUAGACAAGAUGAUGAACAGCCUGAAACCGGACCUCAUCCAGCUGAGGAAGAUAACGGACCAGUAUAUCGGAUGGUUGACUCAGAAAGGCACUCGGCAAAAGAAGAUAAACGAAUGGCUGGGCUCAGGAAACCAGGGAAAAGAUGAUUCCAACUCUCUGGUGGUGGAUGAUGAUGACGAUCAAACACAUCUUGAUGAAUGCUCAUGGUACAUCAGAGACAUUAUGCGCACACACGCAGAGGAUCUUCUGAAAGGCAAAAGAGACGGCACCUUCCUCAUCAGAGAUAGUCAGACCCAGAAGGGCUCAUUCGCUUGUUCUGUAGUCGUGGACGGAGAGAUCAGGCAUUGCGUCAUUCACAAGACAGUCACGGGUUUUGGAUUUGCUGAGCCUUACAACCUUUACGGUUCCUUGAAAGACUUGGUCCUGCACUACAAACACACCUCCCUGGUCCAGCACAACGACUCACUGAAUGUAACCCUGGCCUACCCGGUCCUCGCGCAGCAGCCUAGAUGAGCACCGGGACGCGCAUUUAAAGCAUGAUUAAGCACAAUAUACGGAGCAAACUAUACUAACACCAACCUUUUAUGUUUAUCCUAGAAAACAGAUAAGCACAGUAUAAUAUUAUAAGUAAAUAUCUGGCUCUUUUGUAAGCCUGUAGUGUUUCGUAUCAAUCAGUAGCAGCUGCAGUCGUGUUCAUGAUAAGAUCACUUCAGUACUCUUUUAGUCUAAAACAAAGAAAGGGUCGUUUCGAAAAGUUGCAUAUACUGUAUUGGUCUGCAUGGGUCAAGCUUACAGAUCCUGACAGUUAGAGAGAAAAGUGUGAAAUGAUUCCUUAUAAGCUUGAACUAGUGCUUGGUUUCGGCUGUUUCUCACCUAUUUUAGACGAAGAUGAGUAAUUCCUAAAUCAAGUGGAAUUAAGUGAAAGUCACAGCUUUUGGAAAUCUUUUAGCCAUUAUGUUACUGCUGUGGGUUAUCAUCCUAUGUGUAUUACGUUUGGUAGUUUGCUUCUGCCAGCCGUAUGAAUAGAUUUCUCUUUAUGCGAAGAUGUGAAACAAACAAGUGAAUCUUUUUUUUUUGUCUAAAGUGGUGGAGGGACACUUCAGUCCUCUUAGCUUCCAAUCUGCCUCUAUCCUAAAAGCUAGUUGUCAUGGUUAAAGUAAAUAGCCAUCAACAACUUUAUACAUUUUUCUGUUCUACCACAAAGCUAGAGUCGGAGAUCCUAAUGGUUUCUGUGGUCUAGCAGAUGUUGGUGCUUCCUGGUGCUUUAUUUUUGACUCUUGUAAUGUGAGAAUGAGCUGUAGGGAAGAGUUAUGAUCCAGGACAGAGACCGUGUGGUGUAGACAAAGGUGAUCCCAAAGCAAUGACACACGCACAGCGAAAUCAGUCUCGCUCUGAAGAUAUUGUAGGGCGAUGGCAGUUAUUCAAUGGGGCGAACGGAUAAAAUGAAAAACCUUUCAGAAUUUUGAGGACAUCUUUGUUAAAGACUGCAGUGCAAUUCCACAAAAAAUGUUUUUUAAACGAGCCCUUGUUUUGUAACACUACUCCCCCUAGUGUUUCAUACUAUAGUAAGUGCUGGCUUGUUUAAAGCCAAGUGAUACACUGGUAUGUCAACAUCAUACAAGUUGGCUGGAUGAAACUGCGAUUUUUAGAUAGUGAAUUUGACAUUUGCAUACUAAGAAUUGGUGAUUAAAUGUGACAUCUGUGGAAUUUGCACAGCCAAGAGUUGCCAGAAAACUGCAGGGUGGGAAAGUGUGUGAACGCUGAGGGUUUUUUUUUACUCACUAGGGAGUCAUAUUGAUUUUGUUUUGUAUAUCGGAAAGAGUUUUCUUGUGGUUGGGGCGGUACAUAAUUCUUCCAUAGAUUCUAGUAUUCUGGUAUAAUCUUGAAGGGUUGUGAUUUUAAGCAAAUGUUUCAAUUAUUAUUACCCUACAAACCAAGUUCUGUUGAAAUAUGCUUUAAAGUCCCUAUAAAGUCAGAUAUUAUAUGUGCUCUGAGCUUGCACACCACAGAAAAAUUGUAUUAACCACCCAACCAAAUUUUAAUGAAAAAAGUCAAAGUAAAUAGGUUAUCAAAAUCUUGAUAAGACAGGAAGGAUUCUCUGCUUUCAAAUGGGGGGCGUGUCCGCUGUCAGCUCUGAAACCACGUCCACUCGGGGGGGAAGCUACCAUCUCCCUUAACUUUCAAAUCCCACUACAAUCUUAAUGGAUGCUCUUGAUUGUGUUAGGCGCGGGGCCAUGCGCGGUGGCUCAAGUGCGUCAUCAAGCCACCGUUUUAGGCUUACCUAAAAAUUCUGAGCUCAGAAAUGGUGUACAACUGUUUAACUUACUACAUACAGGGUUCCCACAGGUCCUUGAAAGUUUGUGAAUCAGGGAGAAAAAUUUCAAGGUCCUGGGAAGUUUUUGAAAUAUACAUACAUGCAUAGAUACAGGUCAUUAAAAGAGCUUGAUUCUAUUUUAUACAAGAAGUUUUCUGGAAAAAAAUCCAUAUUCCCUGUGUAGUGUAGGAUAAUAUCCUAAAAAUUCUAGACUUUUUAAGCACACGUGCUAAACUGUUCGCUUUAAAUGCUUAUAUCUUCUGUAUGCAAAUGUUGAUUCAUACCAAAAUGCUUUUUUGCAUAGUUGUGUUUCACACUUGAAAACGUCUCGGGUUACGUAUGUAACUGUUGUUCCCUGAAGGGAACGAGACGCUGCAUCUCUCUUGCCAUACGUCCUGCGUCCCUAUAACGCCGUCUUUGGCAAUAUUUCAGAUAGCGAUAUACUUCCUGGCUCCUGCGUCACCCUGUCUUUGUCGUUAAGCCUCACCAUUGGUUGAAUUUGAUAUACACAUUCAUACGCACUUACCCCUUGAGGCGCCCCCAAAGUGUCACCGCAGUGACGCAGCGCGGGUUCCCUCGAAAGAGAACUGUAACAAUGUAUCUUAAAAGGUAACACGAUGUAACCUUGCUCUUAUUUGAAAUGUGUCUCCACAUUUAGUCCUUGAAUUUGAGGGUAUUGGACCUGGAAAGUCCUUGAAAGGUCCUUAAAUUUGAAGUUAACUAAGGUGUGGGAACCCUGUAGAUAGUUUACAGUCUUUGUGGCGUGUUUCAGCAGUACAUUUCUAACAUUAUAAUGUGUUUAGAAACAAUUUUCAAGAUUGACUUUAAAGGGACUUUAAAUUUAGCAUUCUUUACCUGCAAAUUUUCUUUUAUAAAAAAAUAUUAUUUUAAUGCCUGUUCUAGAAAACGUUUUAAAGGCAUUGUUAUUGACAGUACAGAGAGGAACAUUGUGAAAUAUUAUUUGUGAUAUUCAUCAUUAGCUUUAAGCUCUAUAAUGAGGUUUGGUCUUAAACAACCAAUAUGCACUUUCAAGUACGUCAGUUCUUUAAAUGAAAGCAUUUGAUACUUUUUUAACCACAGGAAUAGUUUUAUCCAUUUUAUGUCAUUUUAAAGAGGUUAAAUACCGUAGGCUGGCUAGCUGACAAAGACUGAUGCAGUGUAAUAUUUCAUAAAUUGAAAUGUAAAACUUGUUAGAUCUUGACAUCCUCCACAUAAGGAUUUUUCUUUAUAAAUCUGCCCCAUGAAAAAGUGGGAUUAAUCUUUUACUCGCUUUGUGUGUCUUUCGGUAUACGCUCCUGGUAUUGUCCUAUCAAUGAAAUCAGAAGUUGUUUUGACAAGAUUAUGUUGGAGUGGAGCGAGAAACAGCGACGCUCGGCAUGACAGAGACACUGGUUAUGAUCGAAUGUUCGGAUUGACUUUGUUCUGAGAUGUCGUGUCAUUAAGAGCACAGAAAUUGAGCCGGAGUGCUGGAAGUUAAGAGUUUGUGUGUGAGAUAAAGUCCUCUAAAUGCACUAUAUGAGCACACCUUUAGGUGAGGUGAUAUGAUGCUUUGUUGGUGACGAUUAAUGAAGCUUGACAGCCUUUACGAGCAAUUAUAUUAGGUACUUUUUUUUUAGUUACAGGCCUAAAAUGAAACUGUGGUAGUGUCAUAAAGUGUUAUGAUAAUGCCGUAGUGGGUCUGCUUUAAUUUUUUUCUUUACCUUUUUUUAGAGAGAGGCUAUAAUUAUGUGUCAAUGUUUUGUUUCUCAUUGUAAGUAAUGACCUUAUGAAUUCAAAGAUAAGCUAGCUUGAAUAUCUUUCAUUCAGUACAUUUACAAAUGUUUACAGUAUCUAAUUAACCAAAUAGAAGAUGUAUUUUCGGACAUACUCCGUCUGGUCCUUUGGGGAAUCUGUACAGACAGAGUUUCUUGUCUUUUUUUGUGCCUUUGUUGUUUUAAACUUGAAGAUUUUGUUUUUCCUUCCUUGUUUACUUCAAACAGUGCUCCCUCACUUUGCCAUGACAGAUUUUUUUAAUAAACAAGGAAGUUAGGAACACAAUCUGUUACAUCGUCUUUAAAAAUGCAAAUGUUACCCAUAGCAGAUUUCCAGUUUCUAUAUUUUUUUAACUUGUAUUUUUCAGAGUAGAUUUUUUGCUGGGUUACAAGUUAUGAAAAGUUACAAAAGAACAGAAGGUAAAGUAGUGAAUAUUACAGGCUGGUUUAUGUGUAACUUCCCUUUGUUAAAACAAGUACUUAUAUAGUGUAAAUUUGGCAGCUUCUUUUUUCCUCUGCCUGCCUUCCUUCCUUAAAACCAUGGAUGGAAAACCCCUAAAAAGCAUAUAGCAAAAUGUAAGAGUAAUUUUACUAUGGCCAUCAUUUACUAUUGUGGUUAUAAAAUAAACAAUUUAUGUGUCAUUCACUUAAAUAGAAUGUUAAAUAAUAAACUUGUUUAUAAAUACAUAAAAGUUCAACGAUACACGGUUCGGGAUUUUGCAUGCAAUUGUUUUAAUUCAUUUGCAUAGUUACAACGAUAGCUCUAUAUGCCUCUAAGAAUUGUUUUAAACUUUCAAACUAAUUCAAUAUAAUUAGUUUUAUAUUCCAUUAUUGCCCUUUCAUAUUUUCAUCUGGUCAAACAAAAUGAUACCUAGUCCUGUUUCUCUCAAGUGCGUCUGAAGCUAUAAUGCAGAGUGCCAUUAGAGUCAGAAGAGAAGGGAGCACUGUUUGUAACCCUAUACAAUUCUACUGGAUGUGUGUGCACAAUCUUUAUGUACAUAUACUUCAGCUUCUUUAUUUCUUUUCAAUCUGUUUUUGGAUGCAGAUUUUUUUUUAGUGUACAGUUUGCGUCAGUGUUGUUUGUCUCUCAAACAGGUACACAAGCAUUAUGGAGAUUUGGCUCUUUAAUAGCUAGAUGAAAUUAUUUUUAAGACAAUAAAAACAUAUUGAGUUUAUUGCACCA